UGUUACUUCUCUCUCUUAAUAUGCUAGCGCCGCUCCACUCGCCCGAAUCCGACCCUCUGUCGCCGGUAUCCGUUCAUCCCCUGCCGGAAAAUGCACCUUGGCCCACACCACCUCCUCUUGUAAUUCGUACACCGGCUCCCACUCGCUCUCUCACCGGCUCUGCCCAUGCACAACCCAUCUCUUCACAUACAUUACCGAGGUCCUCCAGUACACCAACGAGCUCUUCCCGUUCAAAGCCCAGGUACGCCCAUGCACCGCCCGGUCCCUCCCGUACACAACCUCACAUCGCUGAGCCACCCCACUCGCGUCUGUCCGCCAUUAGAGCUCCACUGCCACAGUCUUCUCCUCCAAGGGCUUUGCUUGCCAUUGUUGGUGCAAUUGCUGCCUUUCUUGCCCUCUUCUGUUUUCUUCUAAUUGUCUGGUCCUUAAAUAAUAAGAGGCGAAACAACAAGAAGAAGCAGUUCAGUGUGUCACCGAAUGCUUCCAAACCUGUUAUUUCAGGUGAUAGUUCCCAUUCUUUUCCUCCUGCCACGGAUAAUUGGGGUUGGAGAAGCAUGGGAGGCCGGGCACAAUUCGGGUAUGAAGAGUUAGCAGUGGCAACCAACUGGUUUUCAAGGGAAAAUUUGAUAGGAGAAGGUGGGUUUGGGCUUGUGUACAAAGGGACGCUUGUGGAUGGACAAGUAGUUGCAGUGAAGAUGCUGAAGCCAAUGGAGAAUAGCAGGCAGGCGGAGAGGCAGUUUCAGGCAGAGGUGGAGGUGAUAAGCCGAGUACACCACAGGAAUUUGGUGGCUUUGUUGGGGUAUUGCAUUGUAGGGGAGCAGAGGCUGCUUGUGUAUGAGUACGUCCCCAAUGGCACACUACACAACCACCUUCAUGGUAUGGGUGGGGAGGGCAUAAAGUGGGUUACCAGAGUCAAGGUCGCCAUUGGCGCUGCUCGUGGAUUGGCCUACCUCCAUGAAGACUGUCACCCUCAGAUAAUUCAUUGUGAUAUCAAGUCUUCAAAUAUUUUGCUGGAUUGUAACUUCAAUGCAAGGGUCUCAGAUUUUGGACUUGCGAAGCUUGUUUCUGACUCAUAUGGCCAUGUAACGACACAUCUUGUUGGAACUUUUGGGUACCUCGCCCCAGAUUAUGCAUUAACUGGAAAGCUGACAGAGAAAUCAGAUGUCUAUGCAUUUGGUGUCUUGUUAUUAGAACUUCUAACAGGAAGGAAGCCAAUUGAUACAUCCCGAACUCCUGGCAAUGAAAGCCUUGUGGAAUGGGCACGACCUCUACUGGAUCGCGUUAUAUCAGAGAGGAAUUUUGAAGUUUUGGCAGAUCCAAGGCUAGGAAGCAGCUUUGACAGAGAGGAGAUGCUGUGUGUAAUGGAGGUUGCUGCUGCAUGCCUGCAACUGUCAGCUAGAAGAAGACCAAGGAUGGGGCAGGUGGUUCGGAUGUUGGAGAAUGAUGAGUCGUGCUUUGAUCACGGGGAGUCAGAUGUAGUAACAAGUGACAGACAGGACUCAGUGCAGAACCUGGCGUUUGCUAAGAUUUUCCAAAUGAUGGCUGUUGGGGAUCAUCAAAACCUCAGCCAAUACACAAUUGGUUGCUCUAGCCAAGUUUAUAAUUCAUUUAAUUGUCAAAACUCUGAUGAUUCUCCCAAACUGAGGUCAACCGGCAUGUGAGAUGAGAAUGCAGAAAGUGUUGUUUUCUUAGUAGAGAUGUGAAGUUAGGUUGUAUCCAAGUGUCCCAUGAUUAUUCCUUGGCUAAUGGGUUGAAAUCUGACAUUAUGUGUGUGUGUUUGGGAGGGGUGCGGAAGAGAAAGAGAGUGUGUGCAGUAAAUGACAACGUGGUAUUACUCUACCAGGUGAGGAUGAGCUCCUCUAUGGGCAUGAGCAUUGUCCAUAAACAAGCCAAUGGAAUAUAAAUUCCAAUGGCUGAAAAUAAAUGGUACCCAGGUGAGUGUUUGUCAAGACCAUCACCAUCUGCCAAAAGGAACGGACAUUGGAUACACUCAAUUCUAUCUAAUACUCUGCACUUUAAUAUCAUGAUUACUGUUUAUCAUUAGUUCCCAAAUAGGAAAAUAGAGAAAUGUCUAAUCCAAAGGGACCUAUUAUUUGUUGGUUGAGGUUUAUAUAAGAUUGUCUCCUUGUAUUUUAGAAGUAAGGCACACCUCUAAAAUUUAAUUAGAGAUGUUCCGGUAUUCGAAAUGUUAUGAUGGUUUGGAAACCUAUUUUUAUCUCUCGACUAUAAAAUUCAAAAUUAAAACAAAGGUACAGAUCAAUAAACAUUUGAAAAUUUUGAGAAUGGAUGGUCCAUAUAACUUGUUAUCCGAUGCGAUAUUUUUUGGAAUUGAAAUUCCCUUUUACUUCAUGCUCAUUCAUCUUGAGGUCAAGAUGAUCAAUUCAUGGAUUCUCCAAUGCAGAUCACUUUCUUUUGUAGAAUUUUUGAGGUGCAGCUUACUUCAUGUGUACAAGGUUUUUCCUUGUUUUCAAGACGACUAACUACCAUUGUCCUUUCAGAAAUUGUAUCCUUAUCCGAAUCUUUUGGUUUUAUGAAUGCCGUGAAGUAUCAUCCCACUCUAGCACGACCAGUUUAGUAAAUCGCACUACUAGGGCUAUCGAAAACGAAAAUUACCGAAAAAAUCUCGAACAUUUAAAAAGUCCCAAAUAGAAAUAUAGUUCUUUUAUACAUUCAAGUACCAUUUUUUCAAGGAAAGGGGUUGGGGUCGUGGUGGUAGCAUCCCAACAUCCAAUUAUCACAUCGUGGUAUCCAUUCCUAUUGUUGAUAUCCCCAGUUGAUAUCCCCAAUUAACACCUUCAAAAUGUAACUCUCUCUAAUAUAUUGAAAAAACGGGUGGGGACCUGUCUUCCGCAUUGAAUUACCCAAAAAAACAAAAUUACCACUGUCAUAUUCCUUUUAUUCCUAAAUUUGCCCCCAUUUAGACAUUCAAUCUCCGAAAUGGAGUAUAUUUCAUUUUUUGCUUAUUUCUCUCAAGCUUUCAGGGUUAAGAUAAGGGAGGUCUAGGGCUUGGAAAAAUUAUAAUUCUAGGACAUCAGAUAAAUUUAUUUAAGAUGCAAAAUCGACGCUUAAUCCAUAAUCAAAGCAGAUCUUUUUGUACUUUCUUCUAAAUUUCUUCUUAAAACUUCUACAAAAUUUGCCUAGGAUACGUAAAGUACCCCCACCUACAAGAUCAUUAACACUCCCAAAUUCUCUCCCCAAAAACAAUAAAGAGGAAAGUAAAGAUGUACAUCAUCUUUUUAAGAAUUGACUCAAGGCAUAGGUGAUCAAAGUGGUAAGUACUAUAACAUGAUAUCUUAAGUUCCAUUUCUACCACAAGUAGAGAUCCCUUCCCCGUAGAUCUACCCUGAAUAUUUACGAAUAGGCUCAAAACAUAGAUAUUCAAGGUAGCAGGCGUCACAACACAUCUUGAGUUCUAUUCAUGUUAUGGGUAGGGGGCUCUUUCCUUGACCUACCCCAAGAGAGAGAGAGAGAGAAGUAAGGGAAAAAUAAGAGAGGAGAGAAAAUAGUUACGUAGGCAAGUAUUAUGUGCAAGUGAUUGUUACAAAUUGCUUCAUAAGAAUUUAUGUUAAUAAUUUCAAAGAUAUUUUGAAAACACGAUAUUAUUGUUUUAUGAUAUCUACUACAUUGAUAUAUGGCCUAUAAUUGCUACAAUAAUGUAUUUUGAAUUUAUGUGCAUAGUAAUAAGAUAUGUGUGCAUGGCAACAUGCUUCUGAUGAGAUAUGUGUGCA
This is a messenger RNA of Amborella trichopoda, 3728 nucleotides long. RefSeq names its product proline-rich receptor-like protein kinase PERK1. Gene Ontology annotation, molecular function: protein kinase activity; ATP binding. Lineage: Eukaryota; Viridiplantae; Streptophyta; Magnoliopsida; Amborellales; Amborellaceae. Gene Ontology annotation, biological process: protein phosphorylation. The record is from RefSeq and is a predicted model, not a curated record.